Molecule: messenger RNA, 3819 nt
Organism: Onychostoma macrolepis
Lineage: Eukaryota; Metazoa; Chordata; Actinopteri; Cypriniformes; Cyprinidae
Product: NACHT, LRR and PYD domains-containing protein 3-like
Exons: 9
Coding region: 19-3405 (1128 amino acids)
Molecular function (GO): protein binding
Source: RefSeq, a predicted model, not a curated record
ACGUGCAGCGGUGCAGCGAUGAAGCGCGCGAAAGCGAUCGUCAAAGAUCUGAAUGAGAAGACCCGCUUUUUAUUACAGAGGGAUCUCAGCAAACUCUUAAACAGCUGCAGAAGAACAACAGGAAAGUUGGAAGACACUAUAAAGGCUCUAAAGAAUGAAUAUGGGAAGAAGGACGCAUUAAAAAAGAUCAAGAGCAUGCUGAAGAAAAUCAGGAAAAAAAAGAAUACGAAACAUGCGAAAAGAUGUGGUGACAACAUUCAAACACAUUCUGGACACAUGCAUAAUAAUCUUUCCCAACAUAAUAAUAAUAAUUCUAAUAAUAAUAAUAAUAAUUCUGAAUCACUCGGACAACUGUCGAUUCAGACCCCAAAUCAGUGUAACUUCACAAUUGACCAGAAGGAUGGUUGUACAGCACUUGCUCCAAACAUGUUAGGAAACAUCAUAAAUGGUGACGUUAACAUGAGCCUAAAUAUGGUGUCUCAGGCUACCUCAGUAAACAAAUAUGAAGUUCUUCAGAACGUAAAGAAUGAAAUGAAAUCAAGAAUGAUGGAGGACUCUGAGAGGAUUUUGCAAGGAAUUGCACAAAAGUCUGUCUCCAUAAACAAGAUCUACACACAAUUGUUCAUCAUCAAUGACGAGUCGGACCCCAUCAACAGAGAACAUGAGAUCUGGCAGAUCGAGACGACGCAUGAUUUAAACACAUCAGCGCAGACGGUCAUCAACUACAAUCAAAUCCUUCGACCGCCUGUAAGCGAGAACAGAAUCAUGAAGACCGUUUUAACUAAAGGAAUUGCUGGAAUUGGGAAAACGUUCACCGUGCAGAAGUUUGUCCUCGACUGGGCAAGCGGAGAAGCCAAUCAAGAUCUAGACUUUGUGUUUCUGCUCCCGUUCAGAGAGCUGAACUUGGUUGAGGGAGAAAAGAGUCUUUUUGACCUGAUUUGUGUGUUUUACCCUGAGUUUAGAAAGGCGAGAGAGAUCCCUGAAUGGAUCUGUGAUAGGAAAGUUCUGUUUAUCUUAGAUGGUCUGGAUGAAUAUAAAAAGGAUUUGAACUUCCAGAAGAGCCUUUUGUCAGAUGUGACUAAAGAAGCCUCAGUGAAUGUGCUUCUAGUAAACCUUCUGCAAGGAAAACUUCUCCCGUCCGCACACGUGUGGAUCACCAGCCGACCCGUCGCAGCUGGACAGCUUCCGACUGAUAUCUUCAUACAUGGGUACAUCACACAGAUCAGAGGAUUCACAGAUGAGCAAAAGCAGGAGUACUUCGGGAAGCAAUUUAUGAAUCCAGAGCAAAGAAAAGAAGUCAUCCGUCACCUAAAGUCUCAAAAGAGCCUGUGGAUAUUGUGCCACAUCCCUCUGUUUUGCUGGAUUUCAUCGGUUGUUCUUAAAGACAUCAUUGAAAAACAAAAUAAAGAUAGAAACAUGCCCUCAAAUCUGACAGAAAUGUACAUCCACUAUCUGCUCAUUCAGACUGGACUGAGCCACAAGAAAUAUCAAGGGAUAGAGCUGUCCCAAGAAAACGCUCUCCAGAAACAUAAAAUGGAGCUGUCACACAAACAUGUUCUCCAGAAACAUAAAGAAGUGAUUAUGAAACUGGCAGAGCUGGCAUACAGGCAGCUGAAGAAACAGAAUGCCAUCUUCAGAGAAGAAGACUUAAAGAAAUAUAAUAUCUCUGUUGAUGAAGCGUCUCAGUAUCCUGGCGUCAUUACCUGCGUCUCGAAGUGCACAUUCCUGUUUUACGAGACCAAACUUUUAAGCUUUGUGCAUCUCAGUGUCCAGGAAUUCUUUGCAGCCAUGUUUGCGUUUCAAGAAAUUCUAUCAGGAAACCUAGACUCUCUGGAAUUAAUUACAGCUAAAAAGAGACAGAAGUCUAUUUUGAGUGAUUUUCUCAAAAUUUUGAUUGAUGAGGCCUUGGAAAGCAAAAACGGACACUUGGACCUUUUUAACUGUUUUGUCUUUGGGAUUUCUUGUGAUUCCAGCAGACAGUUACUUGAAGGAUUCCUGCCUCUAAUCAGGAGAAGUUCAGAUGAUCACAGAAAGGUGGCCACGUACAUUAAGUCUUUAAAGAGGAAAGGUCUGUCUUCUGAGAGAUGCAUCGGUCUUGUUCGUUGCCUGGUGGAGCUCAAGGACAGGUCAUUUUUGCAAGAAAUGCAUCAGCUUGAACGCUCACAGUCCAAAAAGCCCCUCACUCCGUUCCAGUGCACGCUUCUGGCGUACCAGUUUGUGAUGUCCGAUACGAAACACGAUGAGUUUGACCUCAGGAAAUACAACAUCACCUUAGACGGGUUUCAGAGGUUCUCCCCAGCCAUCACGUGCUUCACAAAGGCUCUGCUCAAAGGAAGCAGCUUGUCAGAGCAGCACUGUGAGAUCCUGAGGCGUUACCUGACAUCACCAAACUCUCACCUGACUCAUCUCGAUCUGAGCCACAAUGGUCUGGGUCGGUCCGCACUGAAGAAGCUUUCCACGGCGCUCUGUGACCUCAACUGCCAGAUUGAGAUUCUGAACCUCAGUCACAAUAACUUCCAGAGUCAGGACAUGGAGCUGAUCAGGGAUGUGCUUUCAGGACCAAAUGUGAAUCUGAGAGUCCUGGACCUCAGCGACAAUCCUCUACAGGAUCCAGGAGUGGAUAUUCUCUCAGCUGGACUGAAGAGCCCUAACUGUCAUCUUGAAGUUCUGAAGCUUUCGGGCUGUCAGAUUAAAGAAGGAGUUUAUCAGCUGGUGUCGUCUUUAAAAGACCAUUUAUAUCUGAGAGAGCUGGACCUGCGCUAUAAUGAUCUUGAAAACAUCGGAGAGGAGAAUCUACAGCAUGAGCUGCUCUCACAGAGUAUUUCCACUGGAGGAGAAUGCAGUCACCAACCAGGCCUGGAUAAAUAUUUCGUAGCGUUGACCUUUGACCCUCAGACGGUUAAUGAACACCUCUAUCUGAGCGAGAACAACACUAAAGUCACUCGUCAGAAAGAGAAACAGCAUCUUCCUGCUAAUGACGAGAGAUUCGACAAGUGCAACCAGGUCCUGAGCCGCCAGCCGCUGAUUGGACGCCGCUUCUUUACGGCGGAUGUGAUUGGUCCAGACGUGCAUGUGGGCGUGGCCUGUGAGGGAAUAAAGAGGAAGGGAGCGAGUGACGUCGUAUGUCUGGGACACAAUGACAUGUCGUGGAGUUUAUGUUUGUCAGAUAAUGUAUGUGUGGCUCAUCACAACAAUAAAACUGUGUCAAUUCACUCAGAGUCCGUCAGAAAGCUUGGUGUGUUUGUGGACCGGGACGCUGGUUCUGUUUGCUUCUAUAUGUUGAGUCCACAGCAUAAACUCUUGUACGUGUUUGAUGCAGAUUUUCCUGAAGAUCAGGAGCUUUACGCUGCGUUCAGGAUUCAGGAGCCAAACAGUGAAGUCGUUCUCACGCAAGAAUCUCUAUAAAUGUGUGUACAGUUACUGUCUGAUUGAUUCCUCGGAUCCGGAGAGAUGAGUGUGUUCAGAUUUACGAUAUUAACCCGAUGGACCUGAUGAAAACAACCACCAAAAACCAGCAGCAAUCAUGAACACUGAGCCUCUGAUAGUCCAGCAGAUCUGAACCAGAACUGAGUGACUAGAGAUCAGGGUUUGUCUUGAGUUGUGUAUAUUUCUGAGUAACUGAGUUAACUUGGAUUAAUUGGCUCUAAUGUUUAUGGGACUGAUUCUAUAAUAUCCUGUAAUCAAUGAACUCUCAGUUAAGACUGUAAAACUAUUAUUUGGGUAAAGUACCAUUGUUCAUUUUUACAAACAAUUUCAGUUAAGAUGUUUAUGAUUCAGUGGUAAUAUUGUAUUAAAACAAAAGUGACUAAACUUAAGCAU